CCCUCCUAGCGGCGCGCAUGGCGGGGCCGGUGAAGGACCGGGAGGCCUUCCAGAGGCUCAGCUUCCUGUACCAGGCCGCCCACUGCGUCCUUGCGCAGGACCCCGAGAACCAGGCGCUGGCGAGGUUCUACUGCCACACGGAGAGGACCAUCGCGAAGCGGCUCGUCCUGCGGCGAGACCCCUCGGUGAAGAGGACCCUCUGCCGCGGCUGCUCGUCCCUGCUCGUCCCGGGCCUGACCUGCACCCAGCGCCAGAGACGCAGCAGGGGACAGCGCUGGACUGUGCAGACCUGCCUGACAUGCCAGAGAAGCCAGCGGUUCCUUAACAAUCCUGGACAUGUGCUCUGGGGAGACCGGCCUGAGGCCCAGCUGGGGAACCAAGCAGAUCCCAGACCACCACAGCCUCUGCCGAACACAGCCCACCCCAUUCCAGGCCACCUUCCUGAGGAGAAAGUGCAGCCUCAAAGCUCUAAUCACCAGUGAUGAAGUCACCCUGUUUUCCAAAUAAAGUUUAAUUGUUUCACUUUGUGUGAUUCUGUUC
This is a messenger RNA of Talpa occidentalis (Iberian mole), 540 nucleotides long. It is a transcript of the gene RPP21, whose product is annotated as ribonuclease P/MRP subunit p21. Gene Ontology annotation, biological process: tRNA processing. The record is from RefSeq and is a predicted model, not a curated record. The transcript has 5 exons. Bases 18 to 482 code for a protein of 154 amino acids. Gene Ontology annotation, cellular component: nucleolar ribonuclease P complex. NCBI's taxonomy places the organism in Eukaryota, Metazoa, Chordata, Mammalia, Eulipotyphla, Talpidae.